GACAAAAUUUCUCGUGACCGGACACACCACACAUCACAACAUAACACAAAUAUUGCUUUCUUUUCCCAUCGCCAUUUAAGGGUUUCAAAGUUUCACUUUCCCUUUCUUCCCUCUCACCUUGCAUAUCUCAUUUUCCUUCAAUCCAUGCCUUUUAUUUUCGCUUUCUUUCUCCAAUUCGUCUAAUUUCACCAUCGUUCGACGCGGUACAUUUGCUUUUCUCUCUCCACGUUUCUUCCUUCAAUGUGCUCUGCACCUGCCAUGUCGUUUUAGCGGUAUAUUGGAAUCUCACCUGGGUUCUAAUUGAUGCAUUCACACCGUUAGCAGUUGGAUUUCAAUUCUAAGAUGAGCAAUUCUCACUCUGAAAAUCAUGAUGAAGCAACUGUGGUGGGAUUUGAAGUUCCAAAAUCACCUGAAUCCAGUUACAACAAUGUCUACCCUGGAAAUGAAGAUGAGGCAAGGGAUCCGCCUAUGGUGCCUUCACAUUUGCAACACACUUUGCUCAAUUAUCCUGCUACCAGAGACACUGCAGGAACAGUUCCAUUGCCUCAGAACGUGAUUCUAAAUCAUCUUUACAUCGAGAAUAGAGAGUCCCCAAGAUCUGUGGUGGCUUUGGGAUUCACUCAUCGUUUCCGUUCUAAAUAUGUUACAGUCGUCCUUUACAAACCAGUCCAAAGAAGGGGAAAUACAGGCAUUUAAUGUUCAUAUUCGAAACUUAAUCACCGACGACUGUUUGUAAUGAUUUAUUGUAGACUCAAUAUUCCAAUUACUGGAAAUGAUAUUUUAAUGAACUUAAGUAGAUUAUUUCUUGGUAA
Messenger RNA from Vigna umbellata (rice bean), 812 nucleotides. RefSeq names its product 5'-AMP-activated protein kinase beta-2 subunit protein. Gene Ontology annotation, molecular function: protein binding. The record is from RefSeq and is a predicted model, not a curated record. NCBI's taxonomy places the organism in Eukaryota, Viridiplantae, Streptophyta, Magnoliopsida, Fabales, Fabaceae.